AUGGCUCUGCAGGUGGAGGUGACCAAAAUAAGAGUAAAUGAGUCCUGUACCAAGGCGGAGCUGAAGUGUAAGAGCAACUGCACCGGGGAUGUUUCUUAUGUCUGGCUCAAGAAUGGAGAGAAGAACAAUCAAGUUCUACAACAGGUAGGACCUAAUUUACAGUUAACAUAUGUUAGCAUAUUUCCUCCAGAUGCUCCAAAGCUUCCCUCUGUGUCAGUGAGUCCCUCUGCUGAGAUAGUGGAGGGCAGUUCAGUCACUCUGACCUGUAGCAGUGAUGCUAACCCAGCAGCUAACUACACCUGGUACAAGGAGGAGCUAUUCCUGACUUGGCCACGAGAGGGCGUUCAUCAUUUCACCUCCAUCAGCUCUGAGAACAGAGGAAACUACUCCUGCAAGUCAGAGAAUCAGUAUGGACAGAUCAACUCUUCACGUGUGUUUAUAAAUGUCCAGUAUGCUCCAAAGCUUCCCUCUGUGUCAGUGAGUCCCUCUGCUGAGAUAGUGGAGGACAGUUCAGUCACUCUGACCUGUAGCAGUGAUGCUAACCCAGCAGCUAACUACACCUGGUACAAGGAGAAUAAAGCACUGCCUCUAGGACCAGAGGGCAGUCAUCAUUUCACCUCCAUCAGCUCUGAGGACAGAGGAAACUACUUCUGCAAAUCAGAGAAUCAGUAUGGACAGAUCAACUCAUCAUAUGUCUUUAUAAAUGUUCAGUAUGCUCCAAAGCUUCCCUCUGUGUCAGUGACUCCGUCUGGAGAGAUAGCUGAAGGCAGUUCAGUGACUCUGACAUGUAGCAGUGAUGCUAACCCAGCAGCUAAUUACACCUGGUACAAGGAGAAAGAAGACUCACCAAAGGCACAUGGACAAACCUUCACCAUUGACAAGUUUAGUCCUGCACACAGUGGGGCUUACCAGUGUAAAGUCCAGAACAACAGAGGACAUCAUAGCUUGACCUUUCUCUUGGCUGCUGUACGGUUAAGUGGGAAUGGCACUGGUACGCCCUUUUACUUACUGAAAAUCAAGUUGUUGCCAAUCAGAUGCUUUGCAUGGUGGAUCAGAGUACACUUGUCUGCAUUCAUAAUUCCAAAUACUGUGACAAAAUCCUGAACAACACUGGCUGAAAAGCCACCCCAAACUACCACAGAGCCUCCAUCAUAUUUUAAAGACAGCUUUAAGGCCCUUUCACAUAGGACGCUGCAUGCCGAUUGCUGCGGUCUGAAACGCUCUUAUUUCUAUUGCUUGUGCUGUGCAAAUUCAGUUUCCCAUUAUAGCACGGCAUUCUUGGAAGUGAGAAGUAAUUGUGCAUACCAGUUGAACUUUCACAGCAGCGUGCUGUGACGUACAUUCGUGUGACCAUUAGAAAUAAAUCCUACUAUGCUAGGUUCAUGCACACAACCACACAAUGAAGGAAAACAUUCUGUAAAUACCAAGUUCAGUGAACUUUUUUGACACAAGUUUCAAAAUGAGAAUCAGAAUACUCUAUUGAUCCCUAGGGAAAACUAUGUGGGUUACAGUGCUCCAGUAAAAACAGUAACAAAAAGACAAUACAAGAAAUAAGAAACAGCACAAUAUAUACAU
Molecule: messenger RNA, 1575 nt
Organism: Haplochromis burtoni (Burton's mouthbrooder)
Lineage: Eukaryota; Metazoa; Chordata; Actinopteri; Cichliformes; Cichlidae
Product: B-cell receptor CD22-like
Exons: 5
Coding region: 1-1104 (367 amino acids)
Source: RefSeq, a predicted model, not a curated record